This is a messenger RNA of Dacryopinax primogenitus, 5680 nucleotides long. RefSeq lists its product as uncharacterized. Gene Ontology annotation, cellular component: ubiquitin ligase complex; cytoplasm. Lineage: Eukaryota; Fungi; Basidiomycota; Dacrymycetes; Dacrymycetales; Dacrymycetaceae. Gene Ontology annotation, molecular function: zinc ion binding; ubiquitin protein ligase activity. The record is from RefSeq and is a predicted model, not a curated record. The coding region runs from base 329 to 5620 and encodes 1763 amino acids. Gene Ontology annotation, biological process: protein ubiquitination; ubiquitin-dependent protein catabolic process via the N-end rule pathway. The transcript is spliced from 6 exons.
ACUCGGACCCAUUCCUACCGGCGUAGUCCUGUUGCGAAACAGACUCAACACACUCCCCAACUCGAGCUGGUACAGAUUUGCGCCAGAAACGAGGCUCCUGGUGCUCAAAGAGCUUUGGAGCAGCUUCUGGGGACCAUUUGGAUCAUGGUUCGACGAUGAUAACGACGACAUCAAGGAGUGCUUUGAGUUGGAGGGCAGUCUGACUAAAGCACAGAAGAAGGUGCACUCCGGCGUUGUGGACGAGGAGAGGGAAGUCGUAGGAACUGGCAAGUGCUGCGAAUAUAUAUUUGAAAAGGGGGACGUUGGGUAUCGUUGCAAGGAUUGCGCGAUGGACGAUACUUGCGUCAUGUGCUCUCGAUGUUUCGAGGCCUCGGAUCAUAUAGGCCAUAUUGUUACCUUCCAUGUUGCGCAUCAUGCCGGUGGGUAUUGCGACUGUGGGGAAAAUGAGUGCUGGCGCAUCCCAUCAACCUGUCGACUGCAUUGUGCCUCGUCUGAGCCCAGCACGGGCCCCUCACUUCCGGGCGCUUACAUUCCCACGGACGCGUUCAACUCAGCCCUGCCAUCAUCUGGUAGUCAAAUACCUGAAGGCUUGCGACAAUGUAUGGUCCAUACUGUCGCGUUCGCCAUUGAUUAUAUGCUGGAUGUGCUUGACCUUGCUCCUGAUGAUACUGCUUCCCCAAACACCGAGGCCGACAUUACCAAAUCCUCGACCAGCGACGCUCUCGCUGCCAGCGUUUUUGGUUCCCCAGCAAGUAAUGGCAUUCAAUCUCCCUUUGCUCCUUUUAGCACGUCACCGACACGAACCAAUCCUGCAGCCGGUUUGUUCGGGACUUCACCACCCACUUCACAGCCGCCAGGCACAAGACCUGACGUGCAGUAUGCUGUCGUAGUAUGGAAUGACGAAAAACACAGCUUUCAAGAAGUUAUCGACGUAUUACAGGAUGCAACAGGUUGUGAUCUAGACACUGCGAAACAAUGGACGAGCCGGAUUCAUACGAUGGGCCGUGCUAUUAUUGAUCGGUCGAAUGAUCCUGCGCGAGCUCUGUACAUCGCGAGACAAAUUGCUCUUGUGGAUCUCGGAGUCACCGUACGACGCGCAUCGGACACAUUCAGAGAAGAGGUCGCCGCUACCAUCAUCGAAUGGCUGGUCGACUUAACUACCGCCCGACUCGGUGGCCAUUCCCACGCAACCCGCGAGAUUCUGCUGCAGGCACUGUUUGCUCCCCGCCCGAUGUCUAGCAGUGCCCUUUCUGCUCAUGGACAAGCCGCUGCUUUGGGAAACCACUUUGUCGACUACGACGGUUUGCUGUCCAAACGUAUGCCCCUUACUCGGAUCGAAUACGGAUUCUGUUACCACACGAAAUUAUGGAGGGGACCCAGGUUGAUGCUGAAGCAAGUCUAUGUCAGCCUGUUCAGAGUGUCCCCCACCGUUCGUGUCCACAUGGCCACGUUGUACGCACAAGUAUAUCACAACAUCGUCAACGACUACCUUCUCGUAGAUCGAGAAGCGGAAACAUCCAUGCGUACCUUUUCCGACCAGCUCUUUUCCGUGCCUACCGUCGCAUAUCGCCUCGUCGGCACGACUCCUCUCCCGCAGCGCAUCCUCGGUUUGCUCAUGUCCUUCUUCACCAACCAACUUUCCGACGGUGGAAAAUGUGUUCUCCUUCCCCCCCGACUGAACGUUGAACCGGACGUCAACUCGUUCCCAUUCCGAUCCAAACGCUUCAUGCCGUUGUUCAAUGACAUGCGCGCCCUUUGCGCUGCUAGUCCUAUCGCUGCGUCAGGGGACAGUGCUGCCCGCGUCCUUAUCACCGACUUUAAGCUCCUUGGUGCCAUGUGCGACCUGUGUGACAUGUUUUCUGGCAUCAAUCCCAAUACGCGACAGGCGCAGGCUCACGUUGAGUACGAGACGGACGCGUGGGUGAGCGUGUUUAACGUCAUGCUGUGCCUCGCCCGGUUGAUAAGGGCAUUCGGCGAGAUGUAUGCGCAGACCCAAGCAAAGGAUCUGUCAAUGUAUUAUCAAGCCAUCGCCUACACACUCCAGCGGGCCUUGGUAGUAUCCAAAAAGCACCUGGAGAUUUCCGGGCGAGCCAAGACUGGACUUGGCAACUUCCAUCAAGUAGCAUUUGGAGGUCCUACCAAGGAGCUAGUGCGAUUUGACGUAAUGGAGGGAUAUGUCAGCUUCCAUCAUCCUCUUCAUUGGUUCCUCGCCGAAUUGCUCAAACACGUCAAGUUGCUGGGGGACGAGUCCAUGGCGCAGGCUGAAUACGGCAGUCUCCGUACCCUGGUGCUGUCCAAAGUCGAGGGCCACAAUUUCUUGGUGAUCAUUGAAUUCCCACUACGAGUGCUUGCCAUGGUGGCUCAGGUUCGCUCUGGUCUGUGGGUUCGCAAUGGGUUCGCAAUUCGGGGACAGUUAAUUCACUACCGCGACUUCAUGCUUCGGGAGCUGUGCUACGAUCAAGACCUCUUUUUGGUUCAAUGUGGCCUUGCUCUUCUUGAGCCGCAGCUGGUUCUCACUUCUAUCAUCGACCGAUUCCACCUUCUCGCAUGGUUCUGUGGCCGAACGGCGCACGAUAAGUAUGAUAGUGGCCAGCUUGGUACGAUGCUUGAGGAGUUUUUCUAUGUGCUUCUCUUCUGUCUGGGUGAGAUGUGCUUCGUCAACGGUCUCACAGAACCGGAACAAACUCGACGCGAGGUCAUCCAUGCUCUAGCUCUUGGACCCUGCAGCUACACCGAAUUGACUAAGCGGGUGACAGACCGAAUUAUGGAAGCAAAGUCUUUCGAGAGGAGUCUGAUGGCAGUGGCGCACUACAAACCACCAGUGACGCUCAGCGAUGUCGGCACGUACGAGCUGCAUGACGAAUUCUUCGACACAGUAGAUCACUUCUACUUCCACUACACGAGGAAUCGGCGCGAAGAGAUCGAGGGUAUACUCAAAGCUCGCCUGAAGAAAGAAACCAAUGUCGAUAACCCCGUACUGGUACCUAAGCCAUUGAACAUCAAGCGAAAUGGACCGUACGCAGGCAUUUCCGCCGUCUUCGCCAGCGAGAUCCUCGUUCAAGUUCUCUUCUAUGGUCUCAGCAACUUCAUGCCCACCUUGACAGUUCCGGCAAGCUCUAUGCCGACGUAUGCCGAUGUUGUCAUUGAUCAGACGUUGCACCUGAUCAUGUUAGCACUCGUUGAAGCACCAGAAUACUUUCCUGAGAUAGCCGCUCGCAAGACCUUUACCAAUCGUCAGACUCUCGUCACGGUCCUUUGUGCGCUGGAAACAAUGGAUCGGUUCAAUACCUUUCAUCCACGAAUCACGUGGUGCUUGGAUGUUUUCCAACGACACACUCCGAACGAGCUGAAGCACCGACGGCAUGACGACGAUGGAACUUCACGGGCAGAGGAAUUGGAGGCUGCGAAGAAACGCGCAGCGAAAGCACGACAAGAAGCCAUCAUGAAGCAGUUCCAGGUGGCUCAGCAGACGUUCAAGCUUAAUAAUCUAGACAAUGAAGAGGAUGGCGAUGAUGCCCUAGAUGACUUUGAUAUGGACUAUAUGGAUGAUGAGGAGCCGCAAAAAUCUAUCGGGACUUGCAUCGUCUGCCAGGAAGAUCUCACUCCAGAAGCGGCAUUUGGACUGCUUUGUUCAGUCAUGCCAAGUCGGGCGAUUCGUACAACGCCCCCGCACAGCGUUGAAUGGCUCGAAGAUGCUCUAAGUGCUCCCUUGUCUUUGGAUCGCAACGUUCAAACAUCACCUGUUAGUCCCAUGCCGUCAGCCCGGAAAGGCAAAGGACCUCAGAUCGCGGAUUCGAGCAAUGACGAGAAGUGUGCUUUCUUCCCUCUCGGAAACACCAGAUACGGUCUAUAUGCGUCCGUUUGCGGUCACAUGAUGCAUGUGAAGUGCUUCAACGCUUACACCGAUUCUGUCGAACAUCGACAAGCGCACCACAGCACGCGAAACCACCCCGAAAACAUCUCCCGCAGGGAGUUCGUUUGCCCGCUGUGCAAGAGUUUGGGCAAUGCGCUUCUGCCUGUGCAGGAUUUCGACUGGAGCGAGACGUAUCACCAGGGAACCAAUAUGAAUUUGUCUGAUUGGAUUCGCCUACAACAGACGAACCUCCUCCGACAAUAUCAAGAUCGCUCGUUCGACAGCAUUCUUUGCAGCAACAGCACCGGAGAGUUCAGUUGCUGGAAUACAGAUGAUUCUGCUCUGACCCCUGGUUAUGGACUCAUUGAUGGCGAUUGGCAAUUGAGCGAGACCAUACAGACGAUAACUCAGUUCUACGGCAACUUGACGAAGCAUCUGAGACGACGCCUUCUGUCACCACAUCCUGGUGACGACAUCGGUGCAUAUCUACCAGACGAACUUGUAGUCUACACCCUUUCGAUGAUGGAAAUCGCCGUGCGAGGCGAAGGGGAAGCUAACAAAACCAUCGCGGAUUGUCUUACAGAGCGACAGAGCCGAGUCAUUCGAGGGCUGGUAUAUAUGCUCCGUACCCUCUCGAAUAGACCGAAUCCUGCUGCUCUUGACGGUGCUCGACAGCUAUUUACUCGGGCAAUCUGCAUGCGCAUUCUUCCCGACUGGGCGAGAGAGAGGUCUCUGAAUUCGCCGAUGCUACUCCGCGAUCCUCUUACCAUCCUCGUGGAAACUGCUGCCAUUGCUCCUGAGAUGUUGCACUACAUCGUCGUUCUAGUGUACCACGCAGCUCUGAUGCGCGCGUCUAUAGCGACCGUAUUGAUGCUGAAUCGACUGCCUGGUCGGCCGCAGAUUCCGGUGGAUGGACCGUACCAGGAGAUUUUCGGGACGUACACCCAAUAUAUCCCUAGCCUCGUACGUCAUUCACCACAGCUGCAACAACUUGCAGAGUAUACGUUGGUAUCUUUUGGCACGGAUCGAUUUCGGCAAUUACUGUACUCGUACACUCUUCCUUUCCUACGCAGGGCAGCCAUUCUAUUACGAGUGGUGCGGCCCUCACGUUUCGGCCCCAAGACGAUCACAAAUCCACAGCAAUCCGAAUACGAACGGCUACUAGACUUGAUGAACAUCCCUGCACCCAGCCGACUGCACGAGUCCGAAGCACUGACAACUUUAAUGGACGGCUGGACCGGACAUUACUGCUCAUAUUAUUCCUUCCGACCUGACCAUUUCGAAAUCAGACAGGAGCAUCCUGCUGUCUAUCGACUCACCCGUCUACCCGCAAGACUGGAUACCCUGUAUCACAAACCUCAACGCUUUCUGUGUAUGCGUUGUCGCACUGUGCCAAACGAUCCCGCCAUUUGCAUGUUCUGUGGUACCGUAUGUUGUGUACAGAGUUUUUGUUGCUCGGAUUCUAUAGCAGAGGCAGGAGAGUGCAACAUGCACAUGAGAGACUGCGGCGGCAUUGUUGGCAUGUUCUUCCUCGUCAAGAAGUGUGCGAUUCUGUAUUUACACGCUGGGAAUGGUUCAUUCGUCCAUGCCCCGUACGCCGACGAGCAUGGAGAAGUCGACUUCAAUCUAAGACGGGCACGACUACAACACCUCCACACCAUGCGAUAUGAGGACCUGCGUAAGCAGUGGCUGACGCACGGCAUCCCCGCGAUUGUGGCUCGCAAAUUGGAAGGGGCGAUCGACCAUGGAGGCUGGGGCACUCUGUAAGGUUUCUCAAUUGUAUUACCGUGUAUCAUGACUGUAUCCCAAGUGAUAUCACGCAUCAAA